CUGAAGAACGAGUUGCAUGUGGAUGAUGAUAGCCAUGAAGAAAUGAUUGAGAAACUCAACUUUUACACCUGGAUUGAUUUUAAACUUGGCAAAUACCUGAUGGCGAACGAGCACAACCAGAAGGUUUUUGAUUUGACAGCAGGGAAAAAUAUCACCUGCCUGGUAAACCGCGCCCACAUAUUGCGCAGAGAAGGCGGUUGCAUGGAGUCUGAGCAGUGUUUAGCGGAAGCUGAGAAGUUAAGAAGGGAAUCCGAUGGUGAAAAAUUGAUGACAGAAGUCGACGCUGAACUGGCUUAUUCUCUGAGCAGAUUAGGUGGUGCUGAAAAUCUGAACCGCGCCAUUGAACUGUGUACGGAUGUUGUCAAGAAGCAGCCAGAAUGUUACGCGUGGAAGUUUGGCCUAGGUUUACUGCAAAGACGAGCAACGAACAGAAAUGUA
Messenger RNA from Lymnaea stagnalis (great pond snail), 438 nucleotides. NCBI's taxonomy places the organism in Eukaryota, Metazoa, Mollusca, Gastropoda, Lymnaeidae. The record is from the annotation of a GenBank genome assembly.